AUGAACCCAUCCCGUCUACUCAAUGUUCAUAAAAUUCUGGGGUUUACCUCGGCAUCCCCUAAUAUGCGGACCAGGCGAGCCCAAAUCCAGGAAAUCCAGUUCAAGCCGGUGCUCCCAGAGUAUGAUGUCGCGCUAUGUAAAGAACAUGAGACAGCAGAGGAACAAGACAAGAACAACAAAGCAUUCUCGCAAGCAAUGAGGUCAUUUCUCAAUACCUUAUCCACUUGGCCUGAGCAUGAGAACAGCCAAACCCUAUUCACUAUUGAUUUCGCUCAAUCUGCCAGUGAUCUAGAAUCUCUGGGAUAUCUGUCUGGCAGUACCACCAGUAACAACAUGGCUCACAUGAUCUAUCGGCGCCACCUUUUUGCCGGAAGAUACGCCCAUUCAUAUCUUCAGAUCCAGGAAACCCCGGGAAGCUUUUCUCUCGCUCCAGUAAUUUCCCGUCUAUGCUGGAGCAUUGAUCCAAUGUCUUCCUAUAGACAGGUUGCCCCAGCGGCUUCAUCAAAGAUCAUUUCCCGAUUACCUUGUCUCCAAAGCCUUUCUCUGAGUGCCUGUGACAACGAAAGAAAAGACAAAGCACUACGUAAUCUUCUCCGGGAUGGUAUUAGAUAUAUUUGCUCUCCCAUUAUUUUUCAUUUAUUGACAUGCAAACAGAAUUUGCGCUUACCAUCGCUAAUUGGCCGACAUCUUUAA
Messenger RNA from Penicillium chermesinum, 693 nucleotides. RefSeq lists its product as uncharacterized. The record is from RefSeq and is a predicted model, not a curated record. NCBI's taxonomy places the organism in Eukaryota, Fungi, Ascomycota, Eurotiomycetes, Eurotiales, Aspergillaceae. The transcript has a single exon. Bases 1 to 693 code for a protein of 230 amino acids.